UCGUCUUUAUAAUCCUAGAAAUUGUUUGAUAUUUACAUUCCCUUGUACAUGGUAAGCAACAAUUUAUUACAUAAUUAGAAUUAACUUGGCUCUUUCUUGGCGGCUAUCACUGUAAUGUAGGAUAAAUACACGGAAUCCGCCUGAAAACUACUUAGAAAAGUUACACAGAUAAAUUGUUGUCCCCUAAAAGCCAAAAAGAUUUAAAUAAAAAAGCUACCUUGAGUGAGGUAAAUUUAAAAUCUUUGCAUAACUCAAAUAAGCUCUGUGUGAAUAUUUCUAUUUUCCUCGAGCAUACUCCAAUCCAAUGGCUAAUAGCAGAGCAUCUCUUGCCAUGGAGAGAACUGGGCAGUGGGUUUUUCCUCGAGAAAUUCCUACUGAUGUUAUUGUUGAAGUAGGGGAAGCCAAUUUCUCUCUUCACAAGUUCAUGCUUAUAGCAAAGAGCAAUUACAUAAGAAAACUUAUUAUUGAAUCAAAAGAAGCUGAUUUGGCAAGAAUAAACCUCUCAAACAUCCCUGGAGGACCUGAAAUUUUCGAAAAAGCUGCAAGAUUCUGUUAUGGAGUGAAUUUUGAUAUCACAGUACUCAACGUGGCAGCCCUCAGAUGUGCUGCUGAGUAUCUACAGAUGACUGAUUUAUAUUGUGAGAAUAAUCUUUGUAGUCGGACCGAGGAUUUCCUCUCUCAAGUGCCGUUAAGCAGUCUUUCGGGUGCCUUGGUCGUCCUGAAAUCGUGUGAAGAUCUACUUCCCAUGGCUGAAGACCUCAAAAUUGUACAAAGAUGUGUCGAUGUCGCAAGUGCUAAGGCUUGCGUUGAGGCGAAUUUUCCAAGCCGUUCACCACCUAACUGGUGGACCGAAGAGCUAACAAUCUUGGACGUAAGCUUCUUUGAAAAGAUCAUUACGUCGAUGAAAUCAGGAGGCGCAAAGGCCUUGACAAUAGCUAGUGCUAUAAUCACAUAUGCUGAGAGAUCACUUCGUGAUCUUGUGCGUGACCACUCUGGAAAUGGAAUAAAAUCAUUAGAUUCUGGGGAAUCUGAUAUCAGAAUCCAACAACGAGACCUUCUACAGUCUAUAGUCGCUCUUAUGCCCCCCGAAAAGGCUGCCUUCCCCAUAAACUUCCUCUGUCGUCUCCUGAGGACAGGUAUUUUCUUGAGGGCAGCAAAUAUUUGCAAGAACGAGCUAGAAAAGAGAAUUUCAGUGAUUUUAGAGCACGCAACCGUGGAUGAUCUUCUGGUUUUAUCGUUCUCCUAUGAUGGUGAGCGGCAGUUUGAUCAUGAAAGCAUAAGAAGGAUCAUAUCGGGAUUUGUGGAGAAAGAAAAGAAUGUGUCUGUCUUCAAUGGAGGCGAUUUCAAAGAAGCGUCUUCCACAGCUAUGCAG
Olea europaea var. sylvestris is the source of this 1372-nucleotide messenger RNA. Its product is annotated as root phototropism protein 2-like. Lineage: Eukaryota; Viridiplantae; Streptophyta; Magnoliopsida; Lamiales; Oleaceae. The annotation marks the transcript as partial. The transcript is spliced from 4 exons. The record is from RefSeq and is a predicted model, not a curated record. Gene Ontology annotation, molecular function: protein binding.